AUGACCUCCCUUGAAGUUACAUUAUCUUUUGUGGUCACAACUUUCCUCUCAAUCACUCUUUCUCUAGCUCACCCUGGAUCUGGUUUUGGAUGGGGUGGUGGUGGUGGCCCGUUCUCAUUCGGUCUCUUCCCGGAGUUCUAUCAAUUUUCUUGCCCUCAGGCCAAUGACAUUGUCAUGUCUGUGCUAGAAAAGGCCAUUGCAAAGGAGCCCCGGACCGCGGCUUCUCUGCUUCGGCUUCAUUUUCAUGAUUGCUUCGUGCAGGGCUGCGAUGCAUCGGUGUUGUUAGACAAUAAUGCAGCAGUAGCCAGCGAAAAGAAUUCGCUUCCGAACAGGAAUUCCAUAAGAGGAUUUGAAGUGAUUGAUGAAAUCAAGGCUAAGCUGGAAGAAGCUUGUCCUCAGACUGUCUCCUGUGCUGACAUUCUUGCCUUGGCAGCUCGUGGCUCCACUGUAAUAAGUGGAGGACCCAACUGGGAGCUGCCAUUGGGAAGGAGGGACUCGAGGACUGCAAGCCUUACUGGCUCAAACAACAACAUUCCACCGCCUAACUCCACCAUCCAAAACCUCAUCACCUUGUUCAAGCGUCAAGGCCUUGAUGAAGUUGACCUUGUAGCACUCUCAGGAGGGCAUACAAUUGGGGUGGCAAGAUGUGUGACAUUCAAGCAAAGAUUAUAUAACCAGAACGGCAACAACCGGCCCGACGAAACUCUGGAUAAAAUGUACUACAGUGGUCUGAAAUCAGUCUGCCCCAGAUCAGGUGGUGACAACAACAUUUCUCCACUGGAUUUUGGGUCUCCAGCAACAUUUGACAACACCUACUUCAAGCUCAUUUUGUGGGGCAAGGGACUUCUCACUUCUGAUGAAGUGCUUUUGACAGGAAAUGCUGCUGGGAAGACUAGGCAGUUGGUUAAAGCAUAUGCUGAAGAUGAGGUUGCCUUCUUUAACCAGUUUGCUAAAUCCAUGGUUAAGAUGGGGAACAUUAGUCCUCUCACUGGUUUUCAGGGUGAAGUUAGGAAGCAUUGUCGUCGCUUUAACUGAAAUAAAUAAUAAUGUUUACAUGUUAUGGUUCUAUGAUUAGUAACCAAGUAAUUGCUACUCUAUAAUAUAAUGCUUUGGAACAACAGUUCUCUACAUUUGAUGUUACAAAACCAAGUAUUAAUUAAGCAUGAA
Tripterygium wilfordii is the source of this 1167-nucleotide messenger RNA. Its product is annotated as peroxidase 9. The coding region runs from base 1 to 1035 and encodes 344 amino acids. The transcript is spliced from 4 exons. The record is from RefSeq and is a predicted model, not a curated record. NCBI's taxonomy places the organism in Eukaryota, Viridiplantae, Streptophyta, Magnoliopsida, Celastrales, Celastraceae. Gene Ontology annotation, biological process: hydrogen peroxide catabolic process; response to oxidative stress. Gene Ontology annotation, molecular function: heme binding; peroxidase activity.